AUGGCGUCAGUAAUUCGACGAUUGCCAUGGUUUGACCGGGUAUGGAAACCUCUCACCUUCUCCAACCCCAAAUUCAAGCGGAUCCCCUUGAGGGAGAAGAUAGAGGAAGAGCUCAUUCCCGACUACACAGCAUCGCGUUACUAUCCAGUCAGCAUCGGAGAGGUUCUCCGGAAUCGUUACCAAAUCGUUUGCAAGCUGGGCUUCGGGGCUAGCUCGACUGUCUGGCUUGCGCGCGACCUGGAGGGUCGUCGACACGUGGCGCUGAAGCUGUUCGUCAAUUCGAAGGCUUUGGGUUCACAGCUAGAUCAUGAACUCACGAUGUAUAAGCGCAUUUCUACGUCAUCGGUCAAGCACCCCGGUCGCGGUGCCGUCAGGGAACUACUGGAUUCCUUCGACGUUGCUGGCCCCGACGGAUGCCACAGGUGCCUGGUGCAUCCUCCGCUAUGGGAGAGUGUUCUGACUUUCCUUCACCGCAACCCCGUCCGGAUGUUACCAGCGCCGGUACUCGCCUUUGUUCUCCGUCGCCUCUUCCUCGCUCUGGACUUUCUACAUACAGAAUGCCAAAUCAUCCACUCAGAUAUCAAAGCAGACAACAUAAUGUUUGGCAUCGAGGACGACUCCGUUUUCAGCGCUUUUGAGGAGCAGGAGCUGCUCAACCCGUCCCCGAGAAAGCUAGUGGACGGAAGAGCCGUGUAUCUGUCACGCGAACUUCAGAUGCCAAAAGAAUGGGGCGCAUCGGUCCUUUGUGACUUUGGCUCAGCCGUCGUCGGGGACACAGAUCAUACCGAGGACGUACAGCCCGACAUAUACAGAGCGCCCGAGGUCAUCCUAGAAGCACCGUGGUCUUACCAGAUUGACAUAUGGAACACGGGCUGCAUGAUCUGGGAUCUCUUUGAGGGUGAUCAUCUGUUUACUGGACGCGACCCGGAGCAUCAGAAGUACCGCAGCCGGGCUCACCUUGCCGAAAUAGUCGCACUGCUCGGACAACCUCCACAGGCGUUACUCGAUUUGGGAAAGUCGAGUCACAGGUUCUUCACUGAUGAAGAGAUUGCUUACAAAAGUGCUUCUUGUGAAGGAGAGUUCCGUGCAGACAUUCCACCCGCGAAUGAAAUGUCGCUUGAAGGGAAGGAGAUUAGCCUGGAGGGAGAGAACCGGGAUUUGUUCCUUGCCAUGAUGCGGAAGAUGGUUCAAUGGGAACCUUCGAAGCGCUAUUCGGCGAAGGCGCUGGCAGACGAUGAAUGGAUCAUAAAGAAUAUGUAG
This is a messenger RNA of Colletotrichum higginsianum IMI 349063, 1260 nucleotides long. RefSeq names its product Protein kinase. NCBI's taxonomy places the organism in Eukaryota, Fungi, Ascomycota, Sordariomycetes, Glomerellales, Glomerellaceae. Gene Ontology annotation, biological process: protein phosphorylation; regulation of mRNA processing; spliceosomal complex assembly. The record is from RefSeq and is a predicted model, not a curated record. Gene Ontology annotation, molecular function: protein kinase activity; ATP binding. The transcript has 5 exons. Bases 1 to 1260 code for a protein of 419 amino acids.